CAGUCCAUGAGGGCCAACCUCGCUUCUGUGCGCAGCUUUGCAGAAUACACGGCCAUUCAGAGCUUAACUGCAAUUGAUCGAUACAGGAACACGUGGAUUGGAGCAUCUGAUGCUCAACAGGAUCGUUUUUGGUUCUGGAGCGACGGAACACCUUUCACCUACACAAACUGGUGUCCUUAUCAGCCUGAUCACAGACACACUGGAACGUAUGGACCAAAUGGACCGUAUUGUAUACAAAUGAAUUUUGGAGUCGGAAAGUGCUGGGAUGAUGGCGAAUGUAAGGCUGUGUUUCCAUCCAUCUGUGCCAAGAAAGUCCUGGGUUAACACCGAGCCAGGACGUACCUGCCGAAAGCACUAUUAAGCCACUUUUUGCAUAGUCUGACUUUUUGUGUUAUCAGUUUCAUAAUAACCAGAAAUAUUUGUCACGCAAUUCAAAUUAUGUCUCUUCUAACGCUGUAACGCCUUUAAAGGAAUAAAGGGACAAGUAACUUCUACAGCAGCAGGUUGUUUUUGAGGCUUUAAUGAAAGCAGAAUGAAUGUGUUGAAUGCUUGAAGCAAAACUUUAUUUAUAAUUGUCUUUCUCUUCUUGUGCAAACAUUAAAGUGU
Labrus bergylta (ballan wrasse) is the source of this 606-nucleotide messenger RNA. NCBI's taxonomy places the organism in Eukaryota, Metazoa, Chordata, Actinopteri, Labriformes, Labridae. The record is from RefSeq and is a predicted model, not a curated record.